UCCAAAAUAGAAAAACAGUUGGGAAACUUUUGAACCGGCAAGGACAAGUGGCAGUAUUGUUGGUAUUUCUCCUCAAGGAGAUGGAUCAGCUCAUUCCAGUUGUUAACAAACUUCAAGAUGUGUUUAAUACCGUAGGAUCAGAAGCUAUUCAACUUCCUCAGAUCGCAGUAGUUGGGGCCCAGAGCAGUGGCAAAAGUUCUGUCCUUGAAAACCUUGUAGGAAGAGAUUUCUUGCCAAGAGGAUCUGGUGUUGUCACACGUAGACCAUUGAUUCUUCAGUUAGUUCACACUCCACCAAAGAUUAAGACCACAGCUUCAAAGAAGUCAACCAAAGUAGAGAAACCAAAAGGUGUAGAAGAUGAUGAAGAAGGAGAAGCUUAUUUUUCAGAUGAUGAAGGUGAAGAAACUGAAAAGGAUGAUGAAGAUCCAGAGGAAUGGGGAAAGUUCCUUCACCUGAAAGAAAGAAAAAUAACUGACUUUAGUGAAAUAUGCGAUGAAAUAGAACGGGAAACUGAAAGAGUGACUGGAAAUAACAAGGGAAUUUCAAGUGAGCCAAUCAGACUGAAGAUUUAUUCACCAAAAGUUCUGAAUUUAACACUGGUAGAUCUUCCUGGAGUGACAAAAGUCCCUGUUGGAGAUCAGCCACUAGACAUCGAGCACCAAAUUCGUCACCUUAUCCUUCAAUACAUCAGCAAUCCCAACAGCAUUAUUCUCGCUGUUACACCUGCUAACAUCGACCUUGCUACAUCAGAAGCCAUCAAGAUUGCCAGAGAGGUUGAUCCAGAUGGAAACAGGACACUUGCCGUUUGUACCAAGUUGGACCUAAUGGACCAUGGCACUGAUGCUUUAGAUAUUCUGUUUGGAAGAGGUAAAAGAAAAACAAGUAUUUGAUUAUCCUUUAUCAAAGUGAGGCACAGUGGCCUCAUGGUUAGUGCACUCAACUCUGGAUCGACUGCCCUUAAAGAUGAAGGGACGUUCUUUCAAAAGAACUAUCCAGCCCUAGCUUCUAGAAAUGGGACCCCUUUCCUUGCGCGGACACUGAAUAAGCUCUUAAUGCACCAUAUUAGGAAUUGUCUUCCCGACCUGAAGUCACGUGUCAAUGCAAUGACAUCACAAUACCAGCAUUUACUGCAGAGUUACGGAGAACCAGUGGAAGACAAGGGCCCAGUACUUCUUCAGCUCAUAACGAGAUUUGCCUCUGCAUACUGCGCCAUUAUCGAGGGGACUGCUCGCGAUAUUGAAACAACAGAGCUUUGUGGAGGAGCGAGGAUAUGUUACAUUUUCCACGACAUUUUUGGUCAAACACUACAGAUGAUGGAUGCCAUGGAGGGACUUUCCACCAAAGAUAUCCUAACGGCCAUUCGAAACGCGACGGGUCCCCGGCCCGCCUUGUUUGUCCCAGAGAUUUCAUUUGAACUUUUGGUCAAGAGACAGAUCCGUCGACUGGAAGAGCCCAGUCUCCGAUGUGUAGAGCUCGUCCAUGAAGAGAUGCAGAGGAUUGUGCAGCACGCUUUCAGUCAGGUAAUGGAGGUGAAAAGAUUUCCGCAACUUCAUGAAAGAAUAGUAGAAGUGGUCACUAAUCUUCUGCUUCGCCGACUUCCCUCGACUAACGAAAUGGUAGAAAACUUGGUGGCCAUUGAACUGUCUUACAUCAACACAAAUCACCCGGACUUCACGGACAGUACCUCGAUUUUCUCCUCGAUUGCCAUGAAUCACGAAAUGGAGCGCAAACGCUUGAACAAGUUAGCACAAAGCAAUCUCGUGAAUGGGCCUUUAGAGGGUGUCAGAUCACAGACAUCCACUCCUGAAUCCAGUCCGCUCCACAGACCCGACGCCAGUGUGAAUGCAUCUCCUGCUAUCAGUCUUCCCGCGGAUAAAGUCCCUGCUUCCUCGUCCUCAGGUGGAGGCCUAACGUCAUGGAUAACGGGCAUGCGUAGUAAUAGUGCCCAGCCUACCGUGGACCGAACAAGUGCGGUGACUGGACCGACAAAGUCAUCAGCCACGGAAGAAAUGGCCUUACCAUCGUCUUUCAGACAAAGAGGGUUAUCAGAUCGAGAACAAAUGGAUUCCGACAUAAUCCGGAAAUUAAUUAAGUCAUACUUCAUGAUUGUUAGGAAAUCAAUUCAAGAUAGUGUCCCUAAAGCUAUAAUGUGCUUCUUGGUGAACUUCGUCAAAGAAAGAAUUCAGAGUGAGCUCGUCGAGAAACUUUAUAAGAGUGAAAUGUUCAGUAUUCUUCUCGAGGAAGCAGAACAGAUGCAUAUCAAGAGAAAAGAGGCGGCGGAAAUGCUUAAGGCGCUCCAGAGGGCAGGACAUAUUAUCAGUGAAGUAAGAGAUACACACAUUUGGUAAUGAAGACUACAGGUGAAGAGAAAAACCUCAAGAAUCCAAAAGAAAGGAUCGAUCGACCAUGAUAUUGUGUUAACGAUGUAUUCAAAUACGAAUGAGUAAGAAGUGUUGUUCACUCUGAAGAAUUUAGGAUUCUCUUUUUUCCUGGGCUUUCUCUUUAUUCAAGUAAGGUUUUUGCAACGAGAUACCCUUGCGGUGGAAGUUGGUGUCAUACCAAACCUACCUGCUUCCUGUGACGUUCAAAAUUUCAAGUGACGGAGAUUGCGCGAAUGCUUUACUGCUUGGUCACUACAGUUACCGUCACGAACAAUACCUCCGUUAGAAAAUUGUUAUUUUUUUUUGGAAGUUUCGUUCGCAGUUUUUGCUCCAAUGCUUGUAAUAUACUGGUGAAAAGGAAUGAUGAAAAUACUGUAUUCGUGCUCUGA
Molecule: messenger RNA, 2770 nt
Organism: Stylophora pistillata
Lineage: Eukaryota; Metazoa; Cnidaria; Anthozoa; Scleractinia; Pocilloporidae
Product: dynamin-1-like protein
Biological process (GO): mitochondrial fission; intracellular distribution of mitochondria; peroxisome fission
Cellular component (GO): cytoplasm; membrane; microtubule
Molecular function (GO): GTP binding; GTPase activity; microtubule binding
Source: RefSeq, a predicted model, not a curated record